CUCAGACCCCUUAUUUCACAAUGCUUGGUCCACUCGUCGGCGCAAGCAUGCUCAUCGUAGCUACCACCGUCUUUCUUUACUACACCAUCUGGACACUGGUCAUGCCCUUUGUCGACUCGUCGCACCCUUCUCAAUCCCUUUUCCCUCCUCGUGUUUGGGCCAUCCGUCUUCCCGUCAUCCUCAUUCUGGUCGGAGGUGCCGUUGUUGGCUCUUUCCUGUCCCUCAUCAUGAUCAAGAGCAACCGUCAAAAGGCCCUCAAGGCCCAGAAAUCAAAGGCCAAAUAGGCUCCGACACUCAAUCCUUCACCACAGCCCCUUUCAUUAAAAGACACAUAACAAGAGCUAUAUUCACCUUGUACAAGCAACGUCUUCCUGUUCCAUAAACCUAGUCGUUACACGUUGCUAUAUGCCUUCUCCGAUUACUCAACCCAUUGGUUGUGUGCAUGUAUGCCUCUAUUGGAUCACGCAAUCAUCGCCGAUUACGAUCCUGCCUCCUGGGACAGCUCCGCCUUCGCCAUCUUCUCCUGCACCCCCUCC
This is a messenger RNA of Aureobasidium pullulans EXF-150, 536 nucleotides long. RefSeq lists its product as uncharacterized. The record is from RefSeq and is a predicted model, not a curated record. Gene Ontology annotation, cellular component: dolichol-phosphate-mannose synthase complex; endoplasmic reticulum membrane. The transcript has 3 exons. Gene Ontology annotation, molecular function: enzyme regulator activity. The coding region runs from base 21 to 284 and encodes 87 amino acids. Lineage: Eukaryota; Fungi; Ascomycota; Dothideomycetes; Dothideales; Saccotheciaceae. Gene Ontology annotation, biological process: GPI anchor biosynthetic process.